AAUAGAGAGGGAUUUUCCCGCUUCAGCGUCUCUCAGUCCCUCUCUCGGCUUUAUCCUCUCUUCUCCGAAGCUUUUUUAUUUCAAAACCUUCGUUUUCUCCGCUUUUAUGGAAGAAGCUUGAAUCCUUCUCUCUUCUUCUUCCCUUUCCCUUUUUCGAGAUGGCCCUCGGUGGCUUGAUUUCUAACCGGAACUUGGGUUCCUUCAUCGGUUCAGGCAAUGGUUGUCAGAGACUUGGAAAAAGUCGUUCAGAGGUUUCCAACAGAGUUAUGCUUUUUCCAAAUGCAUUGUUGUGCCGUAAUCAUCAACCUCUGCAAGCUAGUUUACAGAAUGAAUUGAGACACAGGACAAGUCUUGGAUGUUUCCUUCAACCAAGAAUGGACUCUACGAUUAGGUUUAGGAACAGUUUCAAGGAAUGUGGAAUAAGCAAGAUCAACAGAUCUCGUGCUUACUACAAAUCAGAGGACUCCGAUAUCACUGAAGGAGUUGUGCCAUCGGCUGAUGGCUCAGCUGAAGCUAUUUUAGUUGAAGGGAAUCUACAGAACGCAUCUCCAUGGUGGCAGCAGUUUCCUAGACGCUGGGUGAUCGUCUUGUUAUGCUUUGCCUCAUUUCUUCUUUGCAAUAUGGACCGUGUGAACAUGAGCAUUGCAAUUCUUCCCAUGUCACAAGAAUAUAACUGGAGUAGUGCAACAGUUGGCUUAAUUCAGUCCUCUUUCUUCUGGGGCUAUUUACUUACUCAGAUUCUGGGAGGUAUAUGGGCAGAUAAGUUUGGCGGGAAGGUGGUUUUAGGUUUUGGUGUUGUCUGGUGGUCCUUUGCCACCAUUAUGACACCUAUUGCUGCUAGACUUGGUCUCCCUUUUUUGCUUGUCGUGCGAGCGUUCAUGGGCAUUGGCGAGGGUGUUGCAAUGCCUGCUAUGAACAACAUGCUUUCUAAAUGGAUCCCUGUCUCAGAGAGAAGCAGAUCGCUUGCACUAGUCUAUAGUGGCAUGUAUCUUGGUUCUGUUACAGGAUUGGCAUUCUCUCCUAUGCUGAUCCACAAGUUCGGAUGGCCAUCGGUUUUCUAUUCGUUUGGCUCUCUUGGAAGUAUAUGGUUUUUGCUAUGGCUAAAAUUUGCAUAUAGCUCUCCCAAGGAUGACCCGGGCCUAAGUGAAGAAGAAAAAAAGGUUAUACUGGGAGGUAGCAAACCACGGGAACCUGUUACAGUGAUUCCAUGGAAGCUAAUACUGUCUAAACCCCCUGUCUGGGCUCUCAUCAUUUCCCACUUCUGCCAUAAUUGGGGAACAUUCAUACUAUUGACAUGGAUGCCCACAUAUUACAAUCAGGUCUUGAAGUUCAACCUCACUGAAUCUGGGCUACUAUGCGUCUUACCAUGGCUAACCAUGGCUGUUUUCGCUAAUAUUGGAGGUUGGAUUGCUGAUACUCUAGUGAGCAGAGGUCUUUCAAUUACAAACGUUCGAAAGAUUAUGCAAUCAAUUGGUUUUCUAGGUCCUGCCUUCUUCCUGAGUCAGCUGAGCCAUGUCAAGACUCCAGCAAUGGCGGUUCUCUGCAUGGCAUGCAGUCAGGGCUCUGAUGCAUUCUCUCAGUCGGGUCUCUACUCUAAUCAUCAAGACAUUGGCCCACGAUACGCUGGUGUACUCUUAGGACUAUCAAACACAGCAGGAGUCCUAGCUGGUGUCUUUGGCACUGCAGCUACUGGUUACAUCCUCCAACGAGGUUCAUGGGAUGAUGUGUUCAAAGUAGCAGUUGCACUGUAUCUAAUUGGAACUCUGGUCUGGAACUUGUUCGCAACCGGAGAGAAAAUUCUCGACUAGACCCAACCUCGAACCAAGAAGCUAAUAGCCGCAGUGAAAUUGUGUGAGGAAGGCUUUAUAUUUUUCUUUCACUGCUGUAAAUUUGAUCUGAUAGUGAGAUCAAAUGUGAAAAAUGGUUCGCUGGUCUGUUUCAUAAAGUAACAUGUUAAAA
Molecule: messenger RNA, 1959 nt
Organism: Arabidopsis arenosa
Lineage: Eukaryota; Viridiplantae; Streptophyta; Magnoliopsida; Brassicales; Brassicaceae
Source: the annotation of a GenBank genome assembly